AUGGACUCACACAAACAACUUUUCUUCCUAGGGCUGGAAGCAGAGGCUAGUCGACAUGUGAAAUAUGAUUCAAAAGAAUUGUUCGUUUUUGGGGACUCGUAUGUUGAUACUGGCAACACCAAUAAAAAUAAACCCGGUUCAUGGAAAGACCCUUAUGGCAUAACCUUUCCUCAAAAACCCGCCGGAAGAUUCUCCGAUGGCAGAGUUUUAACCGACUUUAUUGCCAAGUAUUUGGGAAUAAGGUCACCAAUCCCAUACAAAUUCAGGAAAAUAGUCCCUAAACAUUAUUUAAAGUAUGGGAUGAACUUUGCAUAUGGUGGUACAGGUGUAUUUGAUACAUUGUCUUCAGGCCCAAAUGUAACAGCCCAAAUUGAUUCCUUGAAACAACUCAUCCAAGAUAAUGUCUACACUGUCCAAGAUCUCACCAAUUCUAUUGCUUAUGUCUCUGUUGCUGGAAAUGACUACAAUUUUUACUUGGCCACAAAUGGCUCUCUCCCGGGCUUCCCAUCAUUCAUUGCCUCAUUGGUUAAACAAAUCACAACUGAUUUGAUUAAUCUCCAAACCUUGGGAUUUAAGAAAAUUGUUGUAGGUGGUUUACAACCCCUUGGUUGUCUACCUCAAACCACAGCUCCAACUUCAUUCCAACGUUGCAAUAGUACAUUUAAUAACCUCGUAGCACUUCACAACAAUCUAUUAAACCAAUCCGUCACAAAAUUGAACCAACAAUUCAAAGAUCACACCACAUUCGCAAUUCUCGACAUCUUCGAUAGUUUCGUGUCGGUGUUGAACCACACUUCAAACCAUAAAAACAUCAAAGAACGUUUGAAACCAUGUUGCUUUGGAGUAAGUAGUAAGUACAAUUGUGGAAGUGUAGAUGAAAAUAAUGUUAAGAAAUAUUUGGUUUGUGAAAAUCCUGAAUCCAAUUUCUUUUGGGAUUUGUUGCACCCAACACAAGCUGGUUGGAAUGCUGUGUAUGAUGAGUUGAAGAUGAAAGGUCUUCAUCAAAUUUUCUAUUAGAGCUAUGUUGGAUUGUGCCAUGUAUUUGUAGCAUUUUCAAUAUUGGUUAAUAAGGCACCCCUUCUUUUUACUAAUUUGUUCAUUUAUCUUUGAAUUUGAUUUGUUUAUAACUAUUCCAUGUCAUUUCAUUUUAAAGGGUGCAAUGUGUAAAUUGUUUUUUUUCUU
Molecule: messenger RNA, 1182 nt
Organism: Cicer arietinum (chickpea)
Lineage: Eukaryota; Viridiplantae; Streptophyta; Magnoliopsida; Fabales; Fabaceae
Source: RefSeq, a predicted model, not a curated record